Molecule: messenger RNA, 1929 nt
Organism: Seminavis robusta
Lineage: Eukaryota; Bacillariophyta; Bacillariophyceae; Naviculales; Naviculaceae
Source: the annotation of a GenBank genome assembly
AUGGCGCUCACCCGUCCUCUUCGCCGCUCGACUUUCUCCUCUUUGGCCUCUCUCCUUUGUUUAGUGGACGACGACAAGAUGAAGCUUCUGUUCGCUUUCCUUGCCUCUUUUGUGGCUGUUGCCAAUGCACAAGGCAGCGUCAACUACUGUGAUGUCUACGUCGAGCAAUGCAUGGAAGUCACGGUGGGAACAUGCAGUGGAUCGGAGGUACAAUACUGCCUCCAAGAUCAGAGUGGCUCCAGUUGUGACGAUGGAACCGGGUCCUGUGUUUGUAAGAGUGACAGCAGUGUCAGUGACACCUACUCUCACAUUAAUAUCUAUGUGGAUGGCGUUGACUUGUCGGCAGAAUCGUCUCGUCUCUCGGACACAGGUUUUUCGGAUACCUGUAAUGACUCCAGUGGAAGCAGCAAGGGAUGUGGGUUGGUAGAUUCCAGUGGCUCGCCAGCACAAGGAGUAAAGUAUGAUUCAAGCAAAGGCGGUCUUUGUGUGACAGUACCUCUGGCAAGUGAUGGAUCGCACCCUAAAGUUGUGUUUGGUGUCAAGGAUCGUGGAAGUUGUGGCAUUUAUGGUUCUGCUGGUAGUUGGUCAUGCUCAAGCGACUGCCAUUGCGGUGGAAAUCACGCCUGUGUAUAUGAGACGCCGGCUUCUUGCCCUUACACUGGUUCUGCUCCAACCAAAGCUCCCACUAAAGCACCCACUAAAGCACCUACACAGGCACCAACCAAAGCUCCCACUAAAGCUCCCACUAAAGCACCUACAAAGGCACCAACCAAAGCUCCCACGGCCGCUCCGGUUGAUGGUCCCACGGCCCCGCCCACUAAAGCACCCACUAAAGCACCAACCAAAGCUCCCACCAAAGCUCCCACAGCCGCUCCGGUUGAUGGUCCCACGGCCCCGCCCACCGAACCCCCAACGGAUGCUCCGGUUACCAGCUCCACGCCUGCUCCCUCAACAGCUCCCGUUUCCUCUCCAACCGACAGCGAAGACGGUUGCAGUAACUCGUACGGUGGAGGAGGUGGAGGUGGAGGUGGAGGCAAUUGGGGUAGCAGCGACGAUUCCGGUUGCUAUGGUGGCGGCCAUGGAGGAGGUUGCGGCUGCGGAGGCAGAGACAGGAGUAUCUGCUUCUCCAGUAGUGCCAUUGUGCAAGUUCAGCACAAAGGUGACAUUUCCAUGAAGGACCUUCAAGUGGGUGAUAAGGUCUUGACCAGUGGAGGACUGUACCAGCCUGUGUACAGCUUUGGGCACCGUCAUGAGUCCAAGGUUGCUACCUUUCUGCAAAUCUUUACAGACCAGCAGAAGAAACCUCUUGAAUUGUCAGGAAAGCAUUUGAUCUACAUCAUUGAUGGCAACAAGCAAAAGGCCAUUCCUGCGGAUCAGGUCAAGAUUGGGGAUCGCGUGGCUGUGGUUGGAUUCGAGCAACCCUCAAGUCCGGUCACAAAGAUCUCACUAGUGCAAAAGGAAGGACUAUACAUGCCCCUGACACCUGACGGCACCAUUGUGGCGGAUGGAAUUGUGGCAUCGACCUAUGUUUCAAUCCACAAUGAUGCCCCUGAGGGCAUUUCUACAGCCAAGGACUACUUCUGGAUGAGUGAUCAAACUAUCUUCCACCUAUGGUUGUCGCCUUACAGACUACUAUGCAUGGGCGGUUCAUCCAGUUUCUGUCAAUCUCCCGAUCCAUCCAACAGUGACGGUAUCAUUCCCUGGCUCCAGGCUGGAUUAAAGUGGGCAGACUUUGCGGAAGGCUUGGGAUUUUGGUCACGCAUCAUUUUGGUUGGCAUCCCAGUGUUGGUUGUUGUCCUUUCUUCAUUUGCACUUGAAACAUUCUUUGGAGGACCAGCCUUGGCACCUCUGGGAGUUUUGGUUGCUGGUACUGUCAUGUGUUUGCUCCGGAAGAAGCGUGGUCCAGCUUCCAAAAAGAAGCUUGCCUGA